AUGGCGUUGCAAAUGAAAGCCGCUAUCUGUGCUGUUCUGUCUUUGACUCUCUUUUCAUGCUGCUCCAGUUUGACUCUCACUAUUCCCACAAGCCCCGUUUUCGGACGGGUAGGCGGCGAUGUGACAUUAAACUUUUCACUUAAUCCUUCAAAUGUCGUGUUACAGGCUGUGACCUGGAGGUUAAACAGUACUAACAAUGUGGUGACUUGUGUGGGUGCUGCAGUUUCAUACGGACAGGGCUAUGAAGGGAGAGCCAAUCUAAACGCAAUGACUGGAUCUCUGUCGCUCUUCAGACUGACUCUACGUGACUCAGGACUGUACAGCGUGAGCAUCUUAACCACUGAGGGAGGCAGUGUGAGUGGAAGUGUCACACUUCAAGUGUUAGACUACUCCAUAACUCCAAGUCCCAUUUUUGGACAAAGCAGCGACAAUGUGACAUUUGAUGUUUCCAUUAAACCUACGAAUAUGGUGUUACAGGCUGUGACCUGGACGGUAAACAUUACCAACAAUGCUGUGAUUUGGACGGGUGGUGCAAUUUCAUAUGGACAGGGAUAUGAAGGGAGAGCCCAUCUGAACACAAUGACGGGAUCUCUGUCGCUCUUCAGACUGACACUAAGUGACUCGGGACAGUACAACGUGACCAUCAUAACUACAGGGGGAGCAAGUAUGACUGGAAAUAUCACACUUAAAGUGUUAGAUCCAGUUGCUGUACCCAAGAUUCAGUUCAAUGACGCAGUGACUUUGUCCUGCAUGGCCUCUGGGUCAGAUGUCUCUUACCAGUGGUUCAAUGGCAGCUCAGAGGUGUUGGAUACUGAAAGGAUUCUCCUGAGUGUUGAUAGGAAAACCCUGAUGAUAUCAAGAGUGGUGAGAUCAGACGAUGGGCCCUUCUACUGCUAUGUGUACAACAAUGUCAGUAACAGCACCAGCAAACCCUUUAAUCUUGGUUGGCUGUCCGUUCUGCCAUGGGGCUGGCUGGCUAACGUAUUUCUGAACCUUUGUGCCAAGGUGGCAUAUUGGGGAGCCGGUGGCCGCGUGAAGAGUGACUAG
Polypterus senegalus (gray bichir) is the source of this 1047-nucleotide messenger RNA. Its product is annotated as T-lymphocyte surface antigen Ly-9-like. The transcript is spliced from 5 exons. The coding region runs from base 1 to 1047 and encodes 348 amino acids. The record is from RefSeq and is a predicted model, not a curated record. Lineage: Eukaryota; Metazoa; Chordata; Cladistia; Polypteriformes; Polypteridae.